Messenger RNA from Hyaloscypha bicolor E, 337 nucleotides. RefSeq lists its product as uncharacterized. The record is from RefSeq and is a predicted model, not a curated record. The transcript has a single exon. The coding region runs from base 47 to 247 and encodes 66 amino acids. NCBI's taxonomy places the organism in Eukaryota, Fungi, Ascomycota, Leotiomycetes, Helotiales, Hyaloscyphaceae.
AUCUGUGAGAAAAACUAUCAACUUUUUGUAGAUUGAGAAAGGCAUAAUGCAUAUGCUCAGGGUUACCUUGCUUGGUCUGGCUAUGUGCCUCCUGACCCUCUUCAGGAUCGCGAUGAUCUUCAUGGCCAUGGCAACCAUUCUAGCUGGAGCGUCGAUGAUUCUGCUCACUGUUCUCAAGAAAGCAAAUCGCAUGAUUAACGCCGCUCUCAGGGAGAUAUUCACGCUUGGUGGACCUGGCAGGGCAUAAAGAGAGCUACAGACGAGAUGGCAGAGAAGGCUUUACGCAUCUGUAGGACGAGAGGAUGAGGAUAUUGCGAAAUAUACUCGACACAGGAGC